Acanthochromis polyacanthus (spiny chromis) is the source of this 2388-nucleotide messenger RNA. RefSeq names its product ectonucleoside triphosphate diphosphohydrolase 3 (gene entpd3). The record is from RefSeq and is a predicted model, not a curated record. Gene Ontology annotation, cellular component: plasma membrane. Gene Ontology annotation, molecular function: GDP phosphatase activity; UDP phosphatase activity. The coding region runs from base 179 to 1681 and encodes 500 amino acids. Gene Ontology annotation, biological process: nucleoside diphosphate catabolic process. Lineage: Eukaryota; Metazoa; Chordata; Actinopteri; Pomacentridae. The transcript has 10 exons.
GUUAUGCUACACCACUCGUGUUCCUGUGGGCCAGUCACUCUUUAGAUCUCUCAAACUCACAACACCUCCUUUACUCUCAGCCCGUCUUCCUUUACUGCUCUCCUGAUUCUUCAUCCCUUCUUUAGAACCAUCUCACUCCCUCUAUCAACCAGGAUCUACAAACCAGCUCUUCAAGGAAAUGGCUUCGAAAAAGAAAAUGGGCUACAAGUGUCGCAUAGCAGUAGUGCUGUUUCUCUUGUUGGCCAGUAUUGCUGCCCUCGUUGCUGUUGCUGUCAUCCAGUAUACCUGGAGCAUGAAAGAGUACAGCUUACAGUACGGCAUAGUGAUAGACUCGGGUUCAUCUCGUUCCAAUGUGUACCUGUAUGAAUGGCCGGGGGAGAAGCAGAAUGAAACAGGAGUAGUGUCUGAGAAAAUGAACUGUAGAGUGUCUGGUGUUCCUAUCUCGGAGAUGAAAGUUGACCAACAGAAAGAUGCCGAAGCAUGGAAAGGAUUCAAAGCAUGCAUGGAUGAAGUCAGCAAAGCCAUUCCUGUUGAAAAACACAAAAACACGCCUCUGUUCUUGGGAGCUACCGCUGGAAUGAGACUUUUACAUGAGAAAGAUGAACAGAAGUCCAAUGAAGUCCUGACAAGUCUCAAAGAAUACCUGAGUUCACUGCCCUUCAUGUUCCAAAACGCCUCCAUCAUUACUGGUCAGGAAGAAGGGCUGUAUGGGUGGAUCACUGUCAACUACCUGAUGGGAAACUUUCUAGAAAGAGACAUAUGGAACUCACUUGUACGCCCAGAAGGGGCAAAAACAGUGGGUUCCAUGGACCUCGGUGGGGCAUCAACACAGAUUGCCUUUUCAGUCCAGGAGGCUCACAGUGGGCCAGACUACCUGCAUGUCAAGCUCUAUGGUUACCCCUACAACGUCUACACACACAGCUUCCUCUGCUAUGGCAAGAAUGAGGCUGACAAGAGGGUUCUUGACAAAGUAAUCCAGGGAUCAUCUGACCCAGCCUACAUAAUUAACCCCUGCUACCCUGAAGGUUUCAAUAUCACCAUGAAGGCCUCGUCCAUUUAUGACACAGAGUGCACAAAGAAACCCCAGAACUACAACCCAGAUCAAGAAUUUUUCAUGGUCGGAGUCGCCAACUCAGACGGCUGUGAAAGCAUCGUGAAGUCGAUAUUCGAUUUCAAGACUUGCUCCUCAUCACAGUGUUCCUUCGACGGGGUCGAGCAGCCACCGGUCACCGGAGAUUUUAUGGCGUAUGCCGGAUUCUUCUACACUGCGAGGGCCCUGCUGAUGAACGGCUCAACUGAUCUGGAUCAAUUCAACACCUCAGUUAGGGCCUUCUGCCACACACAUUGGACAGUGCUGAAGCAACAAAGGGCAUGGAUUUCUGAAAGAUACCUCAGGACUUACUGUUAUGCAACUCACUAUAUCCUCACUUUGCUGGCAGACGGAUACAAGUUUGAUGAAGAGACCUGGAAAAACAUUUACUUUGAAAAAGAGGUAAAGCAAACCAGUAUAGGCUGGAGUCUGGGCUACAUGCUGAGUCAGUCCAAUAUGAUCCCGUCUGAAGUGAAAUACAUCAACCCCAUGACAGACCCUGUCUAUGCCGGCCUUAUCUUUCUAUUUUCAGCACUAAUCAUUGUAACUGUGGUCAUAGUUUUCAUCUUCUUCGUUCGCAACUGCUGCUGAGAGUGUAAGUUACAACAAAGUGGAUCAUCUGCCACUGAAAGCCUCGGGGCAGCUGAAGCUCUGUUAGUGGCUGCAGAGCGACACUAGCAUGUGUCGAGGCACUUGUACUGACAGUUACUAAUCAGAAUGUCUUAGCUUGAGCCAUUAACUGCUUUAUUUUUGAGUCUAGCUUUGAGUUACCUUCAGAUGCGAGAUAGCAAACAGCAGCUCUAGAAAAGUGUUUUUAAAAAAAAACAAAAAAAAACUGUUCACUUUGUACCUCAGGGAAGCUUGAAAAGAUUUAAGUAGUUUGUUUUUGUUAUUUUUUGCACUUAGUUGACUGUGAUCAACCAAAGGGUGACACAGUUGUUGUCUGAAUGGCAAACAAAAAGAGCAGCCAGAGACGCCCAUGUGCUUGUUCUUGUUGCACAUUGUGUAAUCUCAAAAUCGCCUCUCUAUCUCAAAAUGAGAUUCUAUAUGUGCAUUCACACAUGAGUGCUGAGAUGGACCCCUAGGCAAGAGCAUGCGUUAUUUACUCACCUACUAACUGUUUUUCUUCUUGUAUUAUACGUGUAUUUGCACUGAAUGCAUCUGCAAACAAAUGGUAGCAUUUCUCCACAGUGUACUUUUUUAUAUUGUGUAUGAACUCUCUGACAGCCAUAGCUACACAACAAUACUCAACAUUUAUUAAACAAAAACCUCCCUAAUAAAUAAUGUAUUGAAUGUGC